Magnusiomyces paraingens is the source of this 1782-nucleotide messenger RNA. RefSeq lists its product as uncharacterized. Bases 1 to 1782 code for a protein of 593 amino acids. Lineage: Eukaryota; Fungi; Ascomycota; Dipodascomycetes; Dipodascales; Dipodascaceae. The transcript has 2 exons. The record is from RefSeq and is a predicted model, not a curated record.
AUGACCAACCCGCGUCCCGACCCUGCGCCCGUCGUGGUUGUCGUAGGAAAUGGCCCCGCAGCUCUUUUCCUGUCGUACCUGCUCCAUGGCAAUGUUCCGUUCUACGAUCCAGCAACCACCGGACCGCACCCGGACUCCCAUCUUCAUUCUCUUUUAAAAAAAUAUUCUUAUACACCAUCUGGUGGCCCGUCAUUGCUUGAUGCUGUGGCUGAUCUGACUGUUCUGGACUACAUUAGGUCUCGGUACGUUUCCUUUUACUCUGUCAACACAAACCCCAUAGCAUUGCUCGUCGAUACUUUGAUUGCUUCAGAUGAAGCUAGAUUUGCAUCGCUCGCGUGCAAACAAUCCCGAAUCAAAUGGGUUCAUCUGCCCGAUACUGCUGUCCCCCACAUUGUUUUUGGUGCAAGCCCAGCACCAGGAGGCCAAUGGGCAUUUUCAGACAAUAAUUCAUCCGUACUUCACCCAGACGAAAAGGACCAACAAUCUUUGUCUUAUGCGGAAAUGCUUUCAUUGCCAGGAUAUUCCUUUACCGAAUUUUUUUUAACAGCAAACACAAACCAAAUUGAUGACUAUGUGCGACCAUGCAGAGGCGACAUUUCACGUUAUUAUGCAGCUUACCCUCACCAGUUGGGCCUGGAAAACGUUUUCCAAUCUAGCACCGUUGUAACUUCAGUUGAUUCCGUAAUCAACGAUUCGGGCGAACGCAUUUUCCGUGUCGAUUAUUUACACCUUAAAGACCCCACAGUUCGAUUAACAAUUCAAACACCAGUGGUCGUCUUGGCUUCUGGAGUUUUCGAAAAACCACUAAAAGAACUUCGCAAAAAUUCCAUCCAUCAACGACCAGUAUCCCCAGGCAUUAUGCCUACACGGCUUCUUCCACCCCAGGGAGUCUCUCGUGAAGACUUGGAAGCCGAUAUUUCUUCACGGGAGCCCGCGGUUUUAGUUCCACAAUGUGUUCCUAGUGAUGGACCGUCACCGGCCGUGCUUGUUAUUGGCUCAGGUGUAUCUGCAGCUGAAGCCGUGGCACGGUGUGGUCAGACAUCCAAUGUCAUCCACGCUUUUCAAUGGUCGAAUGCAAACCCCUCGCCUCUCCGCAGACUUGCCCGCGAAUCUUACCCGGAAUACGCACGCAUUCUUAAACUCAUGAAACGGGCCGUCAAAGCCCAGCGUGAGGCUUUGGCACAACCUACAACAUCCCCCCACGACACUGGGCUUGAUCAAGUAGCCAUUACAAUGCGACAGCCGCUCGACGACGGGAACAAGCCGCACUCUUGGUACCUGGGUGUCGCCAACGCGUUGGUUCAAUCUGUAUCUCCAUGUGGACGUGUCACUUUAUUAUUACCGGGAGAAAUGGGUAAUCGUACAAUCACAGCUAAUGUUUCCAAAAUAAAAAUUUGUACAGGUAGAUCUGGAUCGUUGGAGUAUUUGGGGCCUUCAGUACGUCGUUUGGCAGGUCUUCGGUCUGUAAAUGCAGACCUUGGAUCAAUUUCUAAAACAUUUCUAGAGACUCAUGCUCGCGAGUUUUCAAAGGAUGAAGUUUCGGAUGACGAUUCUCUUUCCAUUUGCUCAAAUGAUUUACCUGAUUGUUGUCCUCCUUCUCCUAAACCUGGAGCUGCGUCGUCACCUGGAACCUCAUGUCAUUUGCGCUUGGGUCAUGGUCUUUAUGCCAUUGGAAGUCUCACUGGUGAGACACUUGUGCGGUUUAUGCUUGGUGGGUGCAUGUGGGUAGCUCAUGAUAUAAAUCUCAAUCGUGCACGUUCCAAAGAACUAUUAGCAAUUUGA